AUGGCGUCUCGGGGGAGAAUAUUGUGUAGGAAUACAAGGCCUAAGAAAUCCUUCAAGAUAGAACACGGUAAUGCGUCCUGCAGGACCUGUGGUAGCACCGGGAGUUUAGGAUCUCUAUUUACAGAGGGCGAGAAUCAUGAAAAAAAAUCUGAAGAAUUACGCAUUGUGACCGGCUUAAACAUAAAGUACAACGAUGGACAGUCGCAAAAAAUAUGUCGCCGCUGCUACAGGUUCAUCAAAAGAUCGCUAAGAUUCAGGCGAGUUAGUAAAAGAACUGAGAAGCUUCGCCUGAGUAUGAGAGUGAAAACUGAGAAUGUACCGAAACUAGCGAUGACUACAGUCGUGAAGACGGAGCCUCAAACAGACAGCUUACAAGCCAACGAGUUUGGACAAAUGGGUUUCAUUGACAGAUAUCAGAAUUACAACUUCCCCGACCUGUAUGACAUCUGUAAGAAAGAGCCGGAAGACGAUGAUCCCAACGGCACAACAAAUGAUAUAGUUUCAUUCACCUGUAAAGUUUGUGGGGAGCUGUUCACAUCGAGGAAACUUUAUGACUCACAUCGGAAGACUCACAACCAUUUAUGGGUUGAUGAAAAAGCGACCCCCGGGAUACAAAAGAAGAUCGGACCCAACGGGAUGUACAAGUGCCAUAUCUGUGGCAAAGAGUUCAGGAUGAGAGCCACCUACACCUCUCAUCUACGUUUCCACACGCAUUACUGCGUCUGUGAGGAUUGUGGUAAACGAUGCCGGAACAAUAAUGAACUACAAGAACACAAGCGAGCCAGACACGGCAUGAUGAAGAUACAUAAAUGUUCCCACUGUGAAUACAGCUCAGCGACGAAGGAAGCGCUUACAAUCCAUGAGCGACAUCACACAGGAGAGCGUCCUUACAUCUGUGAUCACUGCGGCGCCUCCUUCUUCAGACGGUCCACGUUGGUGCAGCACAUCGCUAUACACCUGCCAGAUAAGAACUUCCAGUGCGACAUGUGCCCAAAAUGGUUCAAAUCCAAGAAGUUCCUUCAGAUACACAAACACGACGCUCACACGGGAAAGAAAUAUGGUUAUCUGUGCUCUGUGUGCAAUCACAGGUUCGAGAAGCCUUAUAUAGUGCGCGCGCACACGAGGAAGGUCCACGGAAUACCCGACGAACAACAGGGAUCUAUAGUGAGGAUAGAGCUUUAA
Danaus chrysippus (African queen) is the source of this 1182-nucleotide messenger RNA. NCBI's taxonomy places the organism in Eukaryota, Metazoa, Arthropoda, Insecta, Lepidoptera, Nymphalidae. The record is from the annotation of a GenBank genome assembly.